AUGGCGGCCAGAAAUCAAGGGUUCAAAACUCUUGCGACGACUAAGUAUAAGGGAGUUCAAGUCGAUAUUCUCGAAGGUCACAUCCAUGACUUCAAUGGCACAUUUAUCUCAUUUCCAAUACCCACAAACAACACAAUAUUCAACAGUCGCUUCUCUGCCAAGGAUCUAAGAGCAAGACUUCAUAAGUUCACUGUUGCGCAGAGGGUUUUUGAGGCUGCCGGUGACACCAAUGGCGCAGGCGAGCUGAGCAAAGAAAUCAAGAAAGGCGCAACUGGCGCACUAGCGGAUCGUGAAGGGACUUUGAAAGUGACGAGCGCUUGUGGCCUGGAGCCUGGUGUUAAGAAGAUCAUUCAUGUGUACCAUCCGAGUUUUCUUGACGAUGAGAAUCCGGAUUAUAUGCCAUCGCGUUUGGAGUUGUUGUGGGAUACUUAUUCUGCGAUCUUUGAUACUGCGUACGCUAAAGAGAAUUAUGUACCUGGGAUGAAGAUUGCUAUCUCUCCUUUAUGUACAGAAUUGCCGGACUGGAGAUCUCCACAGCCACACGGAACAAAAAAUGCUUUGAAAGCCAUCGCUGGCUUCAUCCGCCAUCUUAUCGGCAAAAUUCAGAUACAAAACUUGGAGAUAGAGCCACCAGAGCAGAUCGCAAUAGUUAUUCCACCUCCAGAGGGAGAGGAUGUGCGCCAGGAUAAGCGAGAUGAAGAAUUUCGACAACAGCUUGUGCAAAACUUUGUUACAGAGCUACCAACACAGCUUGUGUAUUCCUUAGCACCUCCUAAUGAGAAUGCGGCAUACCUACUACCUGCCUUCCUUGUCGCCCCUUCAACGUCAAAUGCCAUACGGGGUGAGAAGACCGAGCCAAUAUCGGCUGCAAAAUCUGCUGCUGCGACUCCUACUGGUGGGCCUUCAACUAGAAGCCCAUUGCAUAUCAAGGCUAAAACUAGGAGAUGUAUUAGCCCAAUUGUGAGCAUUCCUCCUCAGUCUCCUCUCAAGCCGCUUAGCGAGUGCAACGCCUCCGAAGAAAACAAUGACGACAACGCAGACGAUCAGCCGGGUGACAACAACGAUGAUGAAGAUGAAGAAGACAGUGAUUGUAAUUCGGAUCCAGAUGAGGAAGAACAAGACCAAUUCGUGGACGCGACCCCGUUACCUGAAUCCAUUAUCAGAAGGAUAUACAAAAGAGUGUUGAUCCAGCUUUGCGCUGGCGACAUUGCCCAUUUCCCCUCUUUGAACCCGAAAGGUCCACCAUAUGCACGAAUCGUUGUUACUGACGCAGCCAUUGAGAUGGAUGGUAAUGGAGGGCUAGACGAUGAAGCGAUCCAUGCUGCUGCUGGUCCAAUGCUAAAAGUCGCCUUAACAGAUCUAAAGGAUAGGGAGGACUAUGUCAACAAACGAGCAAGUGUAUGGACAACCGGGUCCUAUAACUUAGGACUGAUUGGAGUUCGCCGGAUCAUCCAUGCCAUUGGACCUCUUUAUCAUCCCAGGGCAUCAGAAGAGUCAAAUGCCAGGAAACGUAUUGACCUUGGCGAGACUUAUUAUAAUGCUCUUUGCAAAGCAGUCAGUGCUGAGAAUAACAGAGCGAACAUGAUGAUUGCUUUCUCGCUACUCUCGACGAAUAAGAACAAUUUUCCGUAUGAUGAAGCGAUGCGUAUUGCUGUAGAGACAAUAUUGAGAUUCCUGAAUGACGGUGAGAUUGGUGGGAUCAAUCACAUUGUGUUUGUUGUGCCACGCCGGGACGAUGAUAGAGUGAAGACGUUCAUAGAUGCCAUAAAAAAGGUGCUUGGUGGGGAAGAAGAUAGUGGGAGGGCUGGAGAGCGAAGCGAUGCACCAGACUCAGAUCCAGACUCAGAUGAUGAGGACAGCAACGGUGGUGAAGGUCCAUCAAACGCAAAUACUAGAACUACCACCAGCAAGAAAACUAGCGCUCAAAACACGAAGCGAAACACAAUCAAGAGAGAAGCCAAUGAUAAAAGAAAGCCCAAGAGAAUCACAAAGAAAGAGGCCAAAGACACAGCAGCUGAUGCCGCAAGAACGAGUGCUGCCAAAGCUCAACGUAUUCGAACACUUUUAAGAGAGGCUUUCAGACACAGAGUAGUAGAGACACCUGCCCAGAUUGCAGAAAGACAGAAAAUUGAAGCUGAAGAGUCAAAGAGGAUGAAAGAGCAGGUCAAGAAAAAUCUAGAUGACCUGUACAAAAGAAUAGCCGAGGAGAAGAAGAGGGAGAGAGAGGAGAAGCAUGCAAUGAGAGCUGCAUAUGAAAGGGUACAAGAGAAGGCUGAAGGGAAACCAAUGGCGAUUAUGGCGACAAGGCAGUCUAGCAAUGGCUCCGAGUAUUCUGAGGAUGCAUCAUUGACUCGGCAAAUUCGACAGACACGCCAGGGGUCAGCAGGCAGGCUAGCAAAGCAAGCCCAAGGUGAAGAGGGCGUAGCUCCUAAGAAGACCCCUGCCAAACCAUAUCAAGCUAAGAGAGCAUCAACUCCAUACCCAGAACCGCCAAAGCAAAGACCUGCUGCAAAGCGAUUAUCGACUCAGAUAUUCCAUAACAAGAAGGCGGCGGAAGGUGCUGAUGGUGAUUCAGAUGCUUCUGUGAAGGAUCUCUUUCUUGUGCCAGAACAGAGUAUUGACGCUGGAAUCCGGACUCGUUCGAGUACUAGGCUGAAGAGAAGUAGAGCGGAUAUAGAAGAGAAUCUGGCUGGAAGUACCCAGGGGAAGAGGUUGAAGAAGAAGUGA
This is a messenger RNA of Cadophora gregata, 2727 nucleotides long. RefSeq lists its product as uncharacterized. The coding region runs from base 1 to 2727 and encodes 908 amino acids. The transcript is spliced from 4 exons. NCBI's taxonomy places the organism in Eukaryota, Fungi, Ascomycota, Leotiomycetes, Helotiales, Ploettnerulaceae. The record is from RefSeq and is a predicted model, not a curated record.